GUAGACAGAGUGCGAGUGAAACAGAAUCCACUUCACACAGUUGUAGUUGGGUCAGUUUAAGAAACGUGCAGUUUAACAACAUUUAAUUCCAAAAAUGGAUCAAAAAGACACCGAAAUGAAUGAAAAGGGAAUAUCUUCAUCAACCAGUGGAGUUGUGGUCCAGGUGAGGGAAAAGAAGGGACCCUUGAGAGCUGCUAUACCCUAUAUGCCUUUCCCUGUAGCUGUCAUCUGCUUGUUUCUCAAUACCUUUGUACCAGGACUGGGUACCUUUGUUUCAGCCUUCACAGUCUUGUGUGGGGCUCAGACUGAUUUGCCCAACAGGCACGUGUGUUGUGUAUUCUGGUUGAACAUUGCUGCUGCAUUUAUUCAGAUCCUCACUGCUAUCGUUAUGGUGGGAUGGAUCAUGAGUAUAUUCUGGGGCAUGGAUAUGGUCAUCAUGGCUAGUUACAGAAACCAAGGAAUCCCACAACAGCUGUAAAGUGCAUCAAAACCAUUUUGAAACAGGAAUGUACAUCAGAUUGGAAAAAAUGGAUAUUUUUCUACAAACCACAGAUGAACUGAUACUUUCAAUCCUCUGCACUUCAUCGCUCACUUAGAUAAAAGGCACCAAGUAUGUCAACCAGGGAAUUAUUUUACAAUGUUGUGAAAGCCAAGAAGCCUUGGACAAGGCUACUUCCAACCUGUCGGGUGAAUUCAGUGUUUUUCUUUUUAAUUCAUAACACAAUACCACAGAUUCAAGUUUUCAGAUUUUGAGUACAGCUUAAUUUUACUGGUAAAAUAUUUAAAAUAUUUCAGUUUAAACCAUGUUUUCAUAUUUAUUGUCAUAACAUACAGAAUUAAGUUUUAAAAAAUAAAAUUGUCAUUUUGUAUAUUGCUACUUGGAUACAGCUUCCUAGUUAGAACAAAAUGUAUUUAAACUACAUAUGCCUUUUUUGUGACAUUGAGUAUUAUUUAUGUAUUUUGUCGUUGUUGUGGAACAUCUUUUUUUAUUAAUAUUACAGUAUGGUUUAGAUAACUGUUCUAAACUGGUUGCCAUAGAUACUGGCCGCUCUAUAAAAGGUCUCCCUUUGUACAUAUGGGAUUAAAGAUAUUUUAUUGUC
Molecule: messenger RNA, 1100 nt
Organism: Acipenser ruthenus (sterlet)
Lineage: Eukaryota; Metazoa; Chordata; Actinopteri; Acipenseriformes; Acipenseridae
Product: protein stum homolog
Exons: 3
Coding region: 95-478 (127 amino acids)
Source: RefSeq, a predicted model, not a curated record